AUGGAAGGUCUCUUAAAACAAAUUCCUAAAGGCGUUGUUGGCUGCGGCUUCAAAUGUAAAUGUGAAUGCACACUAUCGCUUUGUGACUAUGCAAUGCCAGUUACACCAGAAAAAACGGUAAAUAUUUGCAAAAUUAUACCUAGUUUUAAUAUCAAAAUAAGCUUAGAAAGCUUAAAUUUACAUGUGUCCAUUGGCUUAAAUUGGUCCUCAUUUAUUUUGCCAUUGUUGAGAACCUUUAUCUUUGCACCAAUAUUUCUGCACUUUCAGGGUGUGUUUUUAGAUUUUUGUACUCAUCAGCCUCCUGUUUUUCUGCCAUUGGCAUUAUACUUUAUUUUAAAUCCUCCGUUAAAAUGUAAGAAGAUUGUUUUACAUGACCCAAUGAUUUUGACUUUUUCUAAAGACCUUUGUGAUAUUAGAAUAUGGCAUAUUCCUAAGAUUCUACUCUUCGUCCCUAAAACCGUCUUAUUCGAUCCCGAUGUUAAUUCAUCUACGUAUGAAUAUGGUGUUCAGUGGUCGAGAAAGCCGACCGAUUUAAAGUGGAAUGGAGAGAAAUUAGUUAUUGAUAUGGAUCCCAGUUUUCCUCGUAAUGCUAUCCAUUUAUUUUUUGGGAAUAUUUUCUCAUUUCAAUGCCGUGUCGGAGUUCUUUACCUCAUAGAGGAGGAUUCAAUUCAUCCGGAUAAGCUUCUACGCUUAGAAUUAAUGGAUGUCUUUAUUUUCCCAACGUGUCUUAAAUCUUGA
Molecule: messenger RNA, 738 nt
Organism: Echinococcus granulosus
Lineage: Eukaryota; Metazoa; Platyhelminthes; Cestoda; Cyclophyllidea; Taeniidae
Exons: 5
Coding region: 1-738 (245 amino acids)
Source: RefSeq, a predicted model, not a curated record